AUGACUGCUAAUGAUGCUAUGCAAUCAGACACCCUGAUCCAAGGUCAGUGUCAUGUCAAGAAUCGAUUCCUAACUGUAUUGUAUGAUUCGGGUGCAUCGCAUUCCUUUACCUCUUUAACUGUUGCUCGUGAGUUGGGACUAGAUUUCUCUGAGUUAACUUUUGAUUUGAUUGUCCAUAAACCUGCAUCCCGAAAUGUUUUGACUAGUUUAGUGUGCCUGCAAGUACCAUUCACUAUUAGGAACAGAACUUUUAUACAUGAUCUAAUCAGUUUGCCGCUAUGUGGUUUAGAAGUUAUUCUAGGAUUAGAUUGGUUGUCCAAGUAUUAUGUUUUCCUUGAUUGCUUUGAAAGAACUAUUGUUAUUCCAUCUGAUAGUUUAGAUAUUAAACCAUUUUUGUCAUAUACUUUAUAUCUGAACUCUGUAAAACUUACCUUAGACGGGAGUGAUUGUGAUGGGUACGUUCUGUUAGCGGCUAGCUUGAAUAACAGCGUAUUAAGCUUAGAGCGAAUUCGAGUGGUGAAGAAAUUUCCUGAUGUUUUUCUGGACGACAUACCUGAAUUUCCUCCUCAGUGA
This is a messenger RNA of Arachis duranensis, 573 nucleotides long. RefSeq lists its product as uncharacterized. Lineage: Eukaryota; Viridiplantae; Streptophyta; Magnoliopsida; Fabales; Fabaceae. The record is from RefSeq and is a predicted model, not a curated record. The transcript has a single exon. Bases 1 to 573 code for a protein of 190 amino acids.